CCACUCAUAGUUUCAGUUUGCCAGCAAUCUGUAAACAUGCCACCCAAAGUCGGAUCUAAAGGAGCUAAGAAAGCCGCCACCAAGGCCAAGGCCCAGAGAACUGGGGACAAGAAAAAGCGCAGGAGGAGGAGGGAAUCCUACGCUAUCUACAUCUACAAAGUCCUGAAGCAGGUGCACCCUGACACUGGAGUUUCCAGCAAGGCCAUGAGCAUCAUGAAUUCUUUCGUCAAUGACAUCUUCGAGAGAAUCGCCGCCGAGGCUUCCCGCCUGGCCCACUACAACAAACGCUCAACCAUCACCAGCAGAGAAAUCCAGACUGCAGUCCGUCUUCUCCUGCCCGGUGAAUUGGCCAAGCACGCUGUCUCUGAAGGCACCAAGGCUGUCACCAAGUACACCAGCAGCAAGUAAACUGCAAGCAGUGGCAGUUUGAUAAAACAAAACGGCCCUUUUCAGGGCCACACAAAUUUUUCGAAAAGCUACCAUCUUUAUAAUGCAAUAGUAAACAACUGUUUCAGUUGUGUGUACUGGUUGUGUCAUUGUAAUGCUGUCAAUUUCUUAAACAGUCCUUUAAGGAAAAUAAACAAAUACAUGAAGAAAAAAAAAACCCUCAAAUACACAUACAUCAAAUACAAAUUAUGCAUCAGAGGGGUACGUGCAUGUACAAUAAAAACAAAAUCUUUCCCAAUUACAGCACAUGUGCCCGAUUUCCACAGAUUUCUCCUAUUUUCGAUGUAAUAGUCUUAGAGUACAGAAGAUUCCCAUCGGUUGUGUUUAUUUAUAGUUGUGUUUAUAUAUAGUUGUGUUUAUCUAUAAUGGCACAUAACUGAUAGUUGUAGCUGAACAAUUUAACAUAUGAUCUGUCUGUUGAAUACUAUUAUCUAAUGUUAUAAUAAAUCUGUAACAACAUAUUCUGGGCACACUACUAUGCUGUAUAUUCUAAUUUAUUUCCCCACCUAUUAAUUGUUACAACGAUAAUUCACUUCCGCAGAUUUUAAGACUUGAAUAUGGUCCACAAUAGCCCAUAUAUUAUUUCAUUGUAAUUUAUUGAUAUUCAAAUAUCAGAAAACAAUCGAUAAAUGAUGUGUUUAUGUUUACAUAUUAUGUGUCUAUUUAAACAUGUUAUAAUAUAGAUUUUUGGAAUAAAAAAAUAACCAAACAUUUAUAUCUAACAGCUGGUGAAAUAU
Messenger RNA from Magallana angulata, 1184 nucleotides. RefSeq names its product histone H2B. Bases 37 to 408 code for a protein of 123 amino acids. Lineage: Eukaryota; Metazoa; Mollusca; Bivalvia; Ostreida; Ostreidae. The transcript has a single exon. Gene Ontology annotation, molecular function: protein heterodimerization activity; DNA binding; structural constituent of chromatin. The record is from RefSeq and is a predicted model, not a curated record. Gene Ontology annotation, cellular component: nucleosome.